AUGAAAAAAUUCGAUGAACCGAACAACCGCUUAAAAGAAGAUCCCACACUAGCUGCUUAUGGCCUACGGCGGCUACACAUCCGGCAGAUGCCUACUUCAUCCGGUACCAGCAGCGCUCGAACCUACCAAAACAGUGAUGUUUCAGCAGCUGCAAGAAGCAGACGACAGAAUGGCAAAAUUUUGGAUUCAUGGUGUAGUGCGGCAGACAAUGCCGGCGCGACGUACUUCUGGAACCCGGAUGAUGCGGCGGCACUGAGGGCAAAAAAUGACAUUAAUUCACCAAGAAAUCUGAGUAGCAGCGGUGGAUUUGGUACCACAGGUGGUGUUGGUGGUGGUGGUGGUGGUGGCGGCAGUAACUUAACCUCGGGGCAUCUGCCUUACAAUCAUCAUCCAGCUGUCGCCACACAGCAGCGAGUCCAGAAAAUCGUUCCCAGUGGUUAUGCACCAAAUCGUUUUCCUGUUUCGGUCUCCUAUACCGCUCGUCCAUGUUGGCCAAAAACGUAUACUUUUGCGACACCACCGACAAGUCCCAGCUAUUCCAGUAGCACUCUGCCAGCAGCAAACAGGGUUACAAAUGGUGCAGGUGGUCCACUUGUGGUACCAUCGACUUCUACUUUCAAUAAUCCAUCAUCGAGCAAUGGCCAUGCGGCCGAACGUAUCAUUUAUCCAAAAUCCUCCUGCCCAUCAGCAACCACCAGUAACUCAGGUUCGGCAUCAAGCCCUUUACCACGUCGUUUUGAAAAUGACAAUGUUGCUCAUACUCAAGCUUUACCAUCAGCAUCGUUACGGAACGAGAAAUCUCAUCGAAUUGGCCGCUUAGGGCAUGGAUUUUUUCGCCGGAAAUUGCCUAUUACAAAAUGUAACGGUAUCAAAGAGGGAAGAGGAGGAGGAGAAGGAAGGAGGUCUGGUAAUAACGGUGGUGAUAGCAGCACAUUUCCGAUGCCUCAGUCCAAGAGCGCAACAACUGAUACUAGGAGUAACAGUGAUUUCGAUGAUUCCAGGAAACAACCUGUAUUCUGGUCAGCAUCUAAGAAUAAAAAUGGUUGGUCUUUUCUUUUUUCUUUUGUAAGCUAG
Messenger RNA from Gongylonema pulchrum, 1074 nucleotides. The record is from the annotation of a GenBank genome assembly. Lineage: Eukaryota; Metazoa; Nematoda; Chromadorea; Rhabditida; Gongylonematidae.